This is a messenger RNA of Plasmodium gonderi, 1035 nucleotides long. RefSeq lists its product as hypothetical. The coding region runs from base 1 to 1035 and encodes 344 amino acids. The record is from RefSeq and is a predicted model, not a curated record. Lineage: Eukaryota; Apicomplexa; Aconoidasida; Haemosporida; Plasmodiidae. The transcript has a single exon.
AUGUCAUUAAAAAAAAAGUGUACCUUUAACAAUGAUGAAAGGAAAAACGAAAUUAAUAGGAGUAAUAAUAUAAACGACACAAUUAAAAAAAUCUGUUCAAAUGAAAGUCAGAAUAAAUCUAAGAAUAAAAUUGACAUAAAAAAGGACAAUAAACGCUCUUCCAGUGGUUCAAGGAAUGCAACAGUGAAGGAUAAAUUGAAGUCCAACUUGCGUACGAAUAUGGGGAAAGGCUCAAGUAAUAAGGCAACAGCUGAUGUGGAUACAGAAAGUGAAUUGGAGACAAGCACAGAGGUGAAAAAAAAUGUGAAGGGUAACGCAAUCGGAAAUACAAAGGACGUGAAGGGUAACGUAAAAGGGAAUGCAAAAGAUGUGAAAGGAAACACAAAAGGGAAUACAAAGGACGUGAAAAGAAACACAAAAGGGAAUACAAAGGACGUGAAAAGAAACAUAAAAGAGAAUACAAAAGACGUGAAGAGAAACGUAAAAGAAAGGGAGGCAGAUUAUCCAAAAGGUAGUAGCCAUAGCCCACGGCAAAAGCCAUUAGGAACCUCCCCCCAGAAGAAUUCCACUGUGAAGUUCCCAAACAACAAAAUGAACUAUUCAAAAGAGUUAACAAAUGGAGGAAUAGAAGGAACAGAUCAUUCUGAACAGGCACCUAUGAACAAAAAGAAAUCAGAAAAAAUGAGAAUAAAUAACUAUAAAAAAAAAGUUGUUGAAAUGGGGGAAAAGCGUGCCAAAAGUGCAGAACGUGAAAAAAGUUGUAAAGUGAGAAAUGAGAAAUGUAGGGCAAUCAAUAAAAAAAAUAAUAAAUUGAAGAGUGCAUAUAUUAACGAAAUUCAAUUGAAGAAUAACAUAUAUAUCUGCAAAUUUAAAAAUAAGCUAAAUAAAAUUCAUAAAUACUUUUUCCCUAUAUACAAAUACGGUGAAGCAUCAAUAGCACGAAACAAGGCAGCGUUGCUAAAAGUUCACAUGCACUCAUGUUUGUAUUGUCAAAAUGGAGUUCUUUGCAACUUUGUCGAAAAUUACAUGUUGUAA